GUUUAAAGAGGGGACAGAUAAAAGAUACCGUAUGAGUAGCGUGCAGCAGCCUUGGCUUGGUUUUGCCUGGCUAUGAAGUGCUUUUUGAAAAGUGUUGAUGGAAGACAUGAUCCCAUUCCUAUUCCCAAUGGUGUUGAAGUUAUUCUUGGGAGAGGACCACAAACUUGUAUAACCGACAGGAAAUGUUCUAAAGAACAAGUUGAGCUUUUGGCGAAUUUUGAGAAACGAGUGAUACGUGUCAAACAGCUUGCAGUAAACCCAACAAUGGUUGGAGAGGUAAGGUUGAAGAAGGGGGAGAGUGCGUUGAUGAAAGAAGAUCAGGUUCUUCUCAUGGUAAAUUCCCUUCACCCGUACACCAUGGUCUUUGAAGAAGACAAUACCAAGGAACCAACUACCUCUAGGAAAUCCAGAGCACCUGCUAAAGUUCCAAAGCCUCCAGUUCAUACUGGAUCUCCAAGGAAGACAAUAGUAGAUUUCUUUGGUACCUCUGCAUCUGAAAGUCAAAAGAGGCGUCCUCGAGGUGAAGAAAAUUCCAAACCUGUCAGCAAGAACCCAAAGUAUCAAGAAAAUGCUUCAGAAGCUACAGAAAAGCAAGAAGAUUCAGACGAUGAAGAGGAGAUUUCUAAGAAACUGAAAGACCUGCAGGAGACUGCUGCCAAGGCCAAUACGACAAAAAUAAGUAUGAGCCAGACAUCGUCUGAAGUAUAGAGAGGAAAUCCAUGCAGCAAGGAUUCCUGGGAGGAACACGGAAAACUUCUGGUGUUUAGCAAGAAAGAUGUUCUGUCCUCUUCCAAGAUUGCGUGGUUUGACAUUGAUGGAACAAUAAUUACUACCAAAUCAGGAAAAGUCUUCUCCACCAGGCCUGAUGAUUGGAGAAUUUUAUAUCCAGAGGUGCCAAGAAAAUUAAAAGAGCUUCUGGUUGAAG
Pelobates cultripes (western spadefoot toad) is the source of this 925-nucleotide messenger RNA. The record is from the annotation of a GenBank genome assembly. NCBI's taxonomy places the organism in Eukaryota, Metazoa, Chordata, Amphibia, Anura, Pelobatidae.